AUGAAGCUCUCUGCACUGAUCGUGCUGGUUGCGGCUUCUGUUGCGCUGGCAUCGCCGCCCGCGAAUAGCCUGGAGCGCUCCUUCAAAGUCUCUCGGGAUGCAAGCAACGCGAUCCAACAGACUCCAUGCAUCGAAUGUAAAUGCAACGGCUUUGACGGCACCUGCACAUGCAUCCCCAACGGCUGCUGCUGCACAUGA
This is a messenger RNA of Trematosphaeria pertusa, 198 nucleotides long. RefSeq lists its product as uncharacterized. Lineage: Eukaryota; Fungi; Ascomycota; Dothideomycetes; Pleosporales; Trematosphaeriaceae. The record is from RefSeq and is a predicted model, not a curated record. Bases 1 to 198 code for a protein of 65 amino acids. The transcript has 3 exons.